Molecule: messenger RNA, 815 nt
Organism: Heterobilharzia americana
Lineage: Eukaryota; Metazoa; Platyhelminthes; Trematoda; Strigeidida; Schistosomatidae
Source: the annotation of a GenBank genome assembly
GGGUAUUGAAAAGUAACAUGAUUGAUGCAAUCAGAAUUCUGAAAUCUGGUGACAAUGAGGACCUGAAGAACCUUAUACAAACCUUUAAUAUACAUGCUCGUGAUGCAGACAAUAAUACAUUACUUCAUCAUGCCUGUUUGUUGGGAAAUGUUGAAGCAGUUCGUCUUCUGUUAGAUAGUGGUGUUCAUGCCAAUGCUUGUAAUAUUGAUGGACAGACUCCAAUUUGUGAUGCAGCUCUAUGCGGUUCAGCUGAAAUAAUUUCCCUCCUACUUAGAAGGAAAGUUGAUGUCAACCCACCUUCAUAUUGGGGUUCUCCUCUAAUAUACGCGACGCAGAAUGAGUCGAUUAACGCUAUGAGAGUUUUGAUUGAUGCUGGUGCAAGUUUAAAUUCGCCUGAACGUUCUGGUCUUUGUCCUUUACAUAUAGCCAUUCAGAGGAAAUUUUAUGCUGGGAUCUACCUUCUACUUUCUAAAGGUGCAGAUCCGAAUUGUGGAGUCCGAUUGACAACACCUUUACAUAUGGCAGCAAAGUUAAAUGACUUUGAUAUAACACAACUGCUGUUAGAAUUCGGUGCAUUCCCAUCUCCUAUAGAUAAAGAAAAUCAUACUCCAAUUGAUUAUGUCCCUUACACAAGUCCUGUUUACCAGCUAUUAAAAUCUGUACAAAAUCAAGUUCCAUCAUUACAAUCACUUUCAAGACUGGCUAUAUUAUCAUUGUUGCGUUCUAGAAAAGCAUUACCAAUUCGAGAACUUGUUCUACCGAAUAUUUUAAAGGAUUAUGUGUCAUUUCGUUAUCUCCACUUUCUUGCUGAUUAA